Messenger RNA from Botrytis fragariae, 321 nucleotides. RefSeq lists its product as uncharacterized. The transcript has 3 exons. Bases 1 to 321 code for a protein of 106 amino acids. NCBI's taxonomy places the organism in Eukaryota, Fungi, Ascomycota, Leotiomycetes, Helotiales, Sclerotiniaceae. The record is from RefSeq and is a predicted model, not a curated record.
AUGUCUAUGUUCGCAUCUACAUUUCGAUGGCUGCAGAGGAAGAGAUAUCAAUAUGAGGUCACAUUCUCAUUGUACAUGUUGACACCCACAGAGAAAUUUAUAUUUAAUUCGUUCCUCUUUCUGUUCUUUAGCAUGAUCAUUAUUGCCAUGACACUUUAUCUUCCACAACACAUUACAUUUCUUACCAACCGCGCCUGGUUUUACUACAAUGGAGACGAGUCCGCCAAGUCUGCCCUUACAUCUGCGAGUCCGGUGAUAGAAGCAGUGGCCAAGGAAACCAUUGCAAAAGCUGCUGUGGUUGGAGUUGGAAAGGAAUUAUGA